CAAAGUAAUGGAGGAAUCAAAUUGGAAACCUUUUAAAAAGAAAGCUAAACUCAAUAUUUUUUGAGUUCUUAAGCGUUCCCGGCAACUCUCCCCUUACUUCUGUGUUCAUCCUAAAACCCUAACAAUGGCAACAGAAACUCUAAAGCAAUUCCACAGGCUUCCACAAUCAACCUACGUCGACGCCCUCCGGUUUCUACCUCCUCUCUCCGCCUUCGACCGCUACGUUGUUGUAGCGUCAUUCAACUCCGACUCCGACGAAACCUCCAUCGAGAUUCAUGCCUUAAACCCUUCAACCCCGCCGAUUCUAACCCUGCAAUCUUCAUUCACAUUGUCCUCCAGAAUAUCGUCCCUAAAAGUUGCACAAAAGUCCCUCCAAAACCCCCUAAUUGCUGCUUCCACCUUCGCUGGCUCCCUUCACGUUCUUUUUCCAAACCCUAUCGACGUAUCAUUUGAAUCCGAGGUUUCUAUACCCGAGAAGACCUUACAUUUGGGACCAAUUACGUGCCUGGAUUUGCAGGAAAAUGGUUCGGCAUGUGUGAGUGUUGGAGAAGAUGGGAGAGUGAACUUGAUCAGUGUUGGCGAUUCGGGGUUGGAUUAUCGUCGGAUUUUUGAUAGUAAAGGGUUAGUUUCUUAUACCGCAUCCCGAUGGGCGUCUCCCACCGAGUUUGCUACGGGUGGAUUGGGGAAUUCUCUUCAGUGGUGGGAUCAGAGGAGACCUGGAGGGCCAGUUUCACAGUUUAAGGGCAACUGGUCUCAAGGAGCUGCUUCAGGGGUGGUCCACUCUAUCGAUAUUCAUCCAUCACGAAAGCACACAUGCCUGGCAGGAGGCUCUUAUGGUACUGUAUUUGCAUGGGAUCUUCGGAGGCCACAGCAGCCAAUAGUCCUUUCAGGAAUUGAUGCUGGUGAGCCAAUGUCUAGCUCUAGCAUAUCUGAAAGUGAGGUAUGGGAGGUUCAAUAUGACACUUUUAUGAGCGCUUCAAAUCGUGCUAAUAUAUCGUCCGAACGAGUCUUGCCUGUUAUGAUUUGUUCAGAAGAUGGGAUUCUUGCCGUUAUUAAGCAAGGUGAUGAACCUACCGAGCUAUUGGCCGAAAACUGUGCCAUCAAUAGCUUUGACAUUGAUCGACAGAACCCUUCGGAUGUCAUCUGCAGUCAUGAAUGGGAGUCCAUUGCUUUCUUGACGAGGGCAUAGCUUUGAACGAUCGAUACGAAGUAUUGUUGUCUCUCUUUGUGCUUUUUAUAUCUGUUCUAAAUUUUUAGGCAUAUCAUCUAGUUCUUGUUAGAUGAAGAUGAAAACGGAUGGUUAAACAUAAUGAACAAUUGUUGGCUUAACUGAAUGCA
Messenger RNA from Cynara cardunculus var. scolymus (artichoke), 1338 nucleotides. RefSeq names its product nuclear pore complex protein NUP43. Bases 125 to 1189 code for a protein of 354 amino acids. Gene Ontology annotation, molecular function: protein binding. The record is from RefSeq and is a predicted model, not a curated record. Gene Ontology annotation, cellular component: nuclear pore outer ring. Lineage: Eukaryota; Viridiplantae; Streptophyta; Magnoliopsida; Asterales; Asteraceae. The transcript has 5 exons.